UAAAUUUAAAAAAUUCGAAUUUGACUUUUGAACAAACCGGUUGACGCUAGUGUUCACUAGAGAGCCUUGUAGCAUUAUAAUUCUUCAAAUUUGUUGUUUUUCAUUUCAUUUCCCUCUGGUUUAGGUUAUAAUUUUGAUUUCUCCAACUGCUUUCAGUGGAAGCGAACCGGAUAGGAGAGGCACCGAUCCCAUUGUAAAAGCCGUAAUCGGAGCACAGGAGCGAUGAAUGGAAACGGCAACGGGAACGGCAGGAGGCGGAGAAGAGAAGUGGAAGAAACGGACAAGGGUUUGAUCUGGAAACUUCCGCAGCUGAAGUUGAAGGAAGUGGGUAAGGUUGGUCCUGCUUUCGGGCUCGGCGCUGGUUGCGGCCUCGGCUUUGGUAUCGGCCUCGUUGGAGGUGCUGGCUUUGGUCCUGGAAUUCCUGGCUUGCAAGUGGGCUUUGGUUUUGGUGCUGGAUGUGGGGUUGGUUUAGGAUUUGGCUAUGGUGUCGGUAGGGGCAUCGCUCAUGAUGAGUACCGUACAUAUUCUAAUGUUAAAAGCCUAUUUGGCAACCAGCAUCUUCCUAUGCAGGAUGAAAUCGGUGGCUUAAUCGAUGAGCUCGUGAUUAAUACCAAGAAGGUAGCUGUAGCAGCUUCUAGAGAAAUUGAGAAGUGGAGAAGAUGAAUGAACUUGAAGGAUAUGUCAUUUGUGAAUGUUUAAAAGGCAAAUAUUUCUUAUUUUGCAGUAUAGUGUUUGCAUGAAAAAACCUGUAGGGAUGUAUGUUACUUAUUAUAAGUUUAAAAUAUGUUCAUGUUUAUAUUUA
Messenger RNA from Gossypium raimondii (Peruvian cotton), 802 nucleotides. RefSeq lists its product as uncharacterized. Bases 223 to 663 code for a protein of 146 amino acids. The transcript has 3 exons. The record is from RefSeq and is a predicted model, not a curated record. Lineage: Eukaryota; Viridiplantae; Streptophyta; Magnoliopsida; Malvales; Malvaceae.